Aphanomyces astaci is the source of this 1485-nucleotide messenger RNA. RefSeq lists its product as hypothetical. The transcript is spliced from 2 exons. Lineage: Eukaryota; Oomycota; Saprolegniomycetes; Saprolegniales; Verrucalvaceae. Gene Ontology annotation, molecular function: 2-oxoglutarate-dependent dioxygenase activity. The record is from RefSeq and is a predicted model, not a curated record. The coding region runs from base 29 to 1411 and encodes 460 amino acids.
UUCGCUUUUGCUACCAUGUCAAUGCAAAAUGCCAUCACGAACAUCGUUUAGCGGCGGCAGUGCGGCCAUCUUGGUGGCGCUACUGGUGGCUAUUGUCCUUCAGACGUGGCACCACCCCUCAUCAUCCUUCUCAGUGCGCGGCAUUCCUUCCAUAGAAUGGCAUGACUCGGUCCUCCCGAGCUUGCAUGCGGCGCGGACACCAGUCUUGCUCGUCCAUUCCCCAACUGACAAGUGGAACACGGCGCAGUGGACGCUUGCGCACGUUCUGUCGCGUUUCAACCGAAUCACUGUUCAUUCUGCUUCCCCACCUGUAUUCAAGCACUACGACCCGAGCUUGGAGCUCAGCUCCGUGUGUCCCCGUCCUUUCAACACGUCGACGGUCAACACCUCAUACGCCCACGCACUCCUCACGUCCACCCACACCGACAGGGACCAACACGACGAUGUUCCAUCCACUGGCUACUACAUCAAUGACGAGCUCCGCCUUCUGGCUCCGCACCUCGCCGCCGACAUCCGUCCAACGUCGCCGUUCGUCGCGCCCUCGGCGUCGUCCUCGACGUUUGUCAAACUCUGGGUGGGCGGGCCAAAAGUGGUCGCAAACCUACACUACGACGCAACGCACAACUUUUUCCACCAGAUCCACAGCCCUAAAACGUUCAUUUUGUUUCCCCCCGAUGCCUUCGACUCGUUGUACGUGCACUCGCGACUGCAUCCCAGUCAUCGGCAGUCGCAGCUCGACCUGACGUUGCCCGAGGCCGACCUCUUGGCCCGGUUUCCUCGGUAUCGGCAUGCUUUACCAUCUCGAGUACAAGUGACGUUGCAGCCUGGGGAGACCAUGUACCUGCCUCCAUUUUGGUUUCACUGCGUCAUCACGACAGCGCCGUCGAUAUCGGUCAACGUGUGGAGUGACAGCAUGGAGUUGUCGUUGCUGGAGUCGUUGCUGCAGAACGCGAUGCCGUACCUUUCCUCGUUUGAAGCCCACGGAUGGGUGCACGACCUGCCGAGUCACUUGUUUGCGUUGCAGCUGUACGUCACCACUCUACUAGGCCGAGUGAUGCCACACCCCCGAGACUGGAUUGCCAUGCACAUCGACUCCAUCACGUCGUCUCAAGGAGGUGCCGGUGCUGCUACUGCUUGGCCCCUCGACCCCUUCGACUGCGGCGCCCCGUCGCCUUCUCGUUGUACUCUCCAACGCAUCCACGACGCCAUGAAGUCCCAUGUUGACAAGGUCAUGGCGACCUCGUUCGACAGAAUGCCCACGAAUGCAUCCAAGGUGAUCUUGAUGUCCAGCUUCGUCGAGGCAGUGCUGGCCCAUACAGUCGACCCCGUGCACGUGCCUGCCUUUCUGCACGCAUGCAUCGCAACCCCCGACGAACGCGAUGUCUUUGAAACCAUCACCACCAACCAUUGAUCAAGCCCUACGUACUAUAUAUAGUAUGGGAGAUAUAGUUUUGGCAAACUAAUGUAUUGUCGAUUUGAUACAAA